This is a messenger RNA of Hymenoscyphus albidus, 918 nucleotides long. The record is from the annotation of a GenBank genome assembly. Lineage: Eukaryota; Fungi; Ascomycota; Leotiomycetes; Helotiales; Helotiaceae.
AUGGUACCACCCAAGAAGCAAAAAACAGCAGCACCUGCCACAUCAGCCACCCCAAACGGUGAUCCAGAAUAUACCAAUGGACGACGCAAGAAGAUUCGAAACUUCAAACUCUUCAACAACCUGCCCAUCGAAGUCCGCUGGCGCAUCUACAAGUACGCAUCUCACCCUCGUCGCGUCAUCCGCGCCAGCUGGAAGACCCUAACAAUCGGCGACCGCUACGUCCAAUGCUACAAACUCGAAUCCGGACCCGUACCCACCGUCCUGCACCUCGACAAGGAAGCCCGCAGCGAAGCUCUAACCAAGUACUUCUACAAAGUCCCCAGCACCAUCUUCAUGAAUUCCUGGCCCCUAAUCAUAAACGAAAGUAAGAAAUUCAUCUACCUCAACGAAGUGGACAUCAUCUACUUCAUCACCUACUGCACGACCACCGGCCUCCUCAGCACCCUCCGGAAACUAGCCAAACACAUCCCCCUCACCAACCUCGUCUUCAAAGCCGACCUAAUGGGCAAAUUCAUCUCGGAAAAAGACCACGCCCUCCCCUCCCUGCCAUCCAGGAAGGGCCUCCCCAACGCCGUCCUCUUCGACCUCAUCAUGGAACACCCCCAUCUCCGCACCAUCGACUUCGUACACGACAAAUCCAAGUUCGACGAGAAUCCCCGUCCGUGGACGUACCAAACCUUUUCCUUCCCUCGGUGCGCGUCGCCCGAGGCGAUCUUUGGUCCCCAUAAGGCGCCGUGGUAUUGGCACACCCUGGCGCAUGUGUGGCGGCUGGUGGAGGAGACAGAUUGUGAUAGCUGGCGGGAUCGGAAGAAGUGGAAGGUGUUUUUGGAGAAGUAUCCUGGGUGGACGCCGCCGAGGUUGGGGUUGCUGGGGAUUAGGAGGUGUGUGAAGGGGGUGAGGGAGAGUUUUCGUCGUUGA